Messenger RNA from Morone saxatilis (striped sea-bass), 2499 nucleotides. RefSeq lists its product as uncharacterized. The record is from RefSeq and is a predicted model, not a curated record. The transcript has 13 exons. Gene Ontology annotation, cellular component: nucleus; cytoplasm. Gene Ontology annotation, biological process: negative regulation of mRNA splicing, via spliceosome. The coding region runs from base 300 to 1604 and encodes 434 amino acids. Gene Ontology annotation, molecular function: mRNA binding. Lineage: Eukaryota; Metazoa; Chordata; Actinopteri; Moronidae.
GCCUCUUUGGUGGCUGUGACAGGGAGAAUUAGGCAAGAGAUGCGGGUUCACUUGCCCUGCGUAGGGGCUUAUCUUGGGCUAAGCUGAGGGACUAAUAGCAAAGCCAGCCUCCGCUCCAGCCGGUCUGAGGGCACAGGGAACCAUCUGUCCACUCUGUGGAUAACUGACAACAAAAGGGGCAAACAUUGAACACGGACUACAAACUAAAAGGCCGUUCAUUUAGGAGAUACCAGAAAUAAAGAAGAGGAGUGAGUGUUUUGUAUAUAAGAGUGUUUACUUUAAAGCCUAGAAAGCACAGCAUGUCUGACAAGGAAGAAAUGGCUUCAGAUGGGAGUCUGAAUGUUACACUGACGCUGAGGCUCCUGAUGCAUGGAAAGGAAGUUGGCAGCAUAAUUGGGAAGAAAGGAGAAACUGUAAAGAAAAUGAGGGAGGAGAGUGGCGCACGUAUCAACAUAUCAGAGGGAUCAUCUCCUGAGAGAAUAGUUACCAUCACAGGACCCACAGAGGGCAUCUUCAGAGCUUUCUCCAUGAUCGCACAGAAGUUUGAGGAGGAUAUUACCGCGGCAAUGACAAACAGCAACGUGACAAGCAAGCCACCUGUGACACUUCGCCUGGUUUUCCCGGGGAGCCAGUGUGGCUCACUGAUUGGCAAAGGAGGCUCCAAGAUCAAAGAGAUCAGAGAGACCACAGGCGCUCAGGUUCAGGUGGCAGGAGACAUGCUGCCGGACUCUACGGAGAGGGCUGUCACAAUCUCCGGCACUCCACAGGCCAUCACUCAGUGUGUAAGACACAUCUGCUCUGUCAUGCUGGAGUCUCCACCAAAAGGAGCGACUAUUCCCUACCGUCCUAAGGCCAUACCUGCUGGAGCCCAUGCAGUAUUAGCGCCACAGCACUCUGCACAGGCCUUUGCAAUUCCAGGGCAGUAUGCUUUUGCACACCAAGAUUUGACCAAGCUUCACCAGUUGGCUAUGCAGCAUAUCCCCCUCCCUUCCCUUGGGCAGAGCAACCCUACCUUCCCUGGAUUGGAUGCAUCUGCCCCCACAAGUUCACAAGAGCUGGCAAUACCUAAUGAUUUUAUUGGCUGCAUAAUUGGAAGACAAGGCAGCAAGAUCAAUGAGAUUCGCCAGGUCUCUGGAGCUCACAUCAAAAUUGCCAGCGCCACUGAUGGCUCAGCUAUGCGCCAAGUCACGAUCACAGGCUCGCCGGCCAGCAUCAGCGUGGCCCAGUACCUCAUCAACGCCAGCUUAGAGAUGGCUAAAUACACCAUGCAGGCCGCUUCCUCUGCGACCCCAGUUGACCUCAACAUGAGCUUCUCUCAGUCCGCUCCCACUGCCUCCACAGCUGCUACCUCUAUGGCCGUCCUGGCGGCCACCUCCCCAGCCCCCACCACCAUUAACGUCCACUCUCCGUCCACUUUACCAAACAUCCAAAACCCACACUACGCCAUCCCCAUUUCCAGUCUGCUUGGCAUGAAAAGUCUUCCCCUCCUGGCUGUCCACCCAGCAGCCGCUUCCAGCCUAGCACAGGGUUUAUCCCCUUACACCACAAAAAUGCCAAACUCCGGCAUCAAAAAAUCUGAACGGCAGAAGUUUGCUCCUUAUUGAUGUCUGCUUUUCAAGUCUAGUCAGUGUAGCUGACUGGUAAGACAUUAUUAAAUGAUGAGAAAUUAUUAAAUAAAGAAAUUCGGGCAUAUGGGCGGAAAAAUAGCUUACACCAGUGUGUGUAAGUUUUGCCCGUGUAGCACUUGUUAUCCAUAAAUCAGGAGACUAUUAGAAACAGACUGAAAGGAUGGAGGUAACAAAACAUGCCCUCAUUAAUUACAACAGGCAGCAGAGGUGCAUAUCAACUCAGUAUUAUCUUAAGGACAUGCAUAACAAUUAUUGUGGGUAACUCAGGCUUGUAUUAGUAUCCUAGAAAAGAUAUUUUUCCGACGGAUUCAUGUUACAGAGCUUUAUAUUAAGGAGGAGAGGUAUUUUCCAUGAUGCAAAUAUUGAAUUAGUUUUCUAUCUGUGUAACUAGUUUACAGUUUUUGUUAGAUAAUGCAAACUAGUAUCAUAAGAAGUGGUGCUUUGUUGGCAGCAGGCUGUUAUAAUGUUUGUCUUGUACAAUAGAAGUCAGUGUGUUAAGUAUUUUUUAACAAGGAUUGCUCCACUCUACUAUAGGCUCUCAUCAGUGCUAACAGGCUUGGGUGUCCUGUAGUUGCAUUGCACUGUAGCAGUUCUGAUGGGAUUAUCCUAAAGCCACAUUGGAUCCUAGUGGAUUUCACUCUACACAGUAAUCCUGUAAGGCGGGAAUGGCCUAACUAACUCAUUUAUUGUUUCUGUAUGGUAGCUUGUUUCUUGUUCAUUCUACAACCUAAAUAAAUGCUCCAACUUUCAGUGUCUGCAAUGGACCCUGAGCAAUUAUUGUAAUAAAUGUUUUAUUCAUGUGUUUCUGGUGUGGGUCUACCCCCAAACAAUGCAGAUUUGUAAUAUUUGUUGAUGAAAUGACUUUGAAAUA